CUCUUGUUAAAAAUAGUUUAGUUCAUUGUAGUAUAUCAGAUCUGUAAGAAUCUGCAAGAUCUCUGAAGGGCAUUGUGUGGUAUUCUAAAGCAGCUGUGCUGAGGGUAUUGUGAAUAUUCUGAAUAGAAAUGCUGUCAGCACUUUUCCACAAACAAUAUGGUAACGAUACCAUCCUGUGGCAUAAACCAAAUUAUAUUUCGGUUACAGUAACAUUUACAAAAUCUAUUAAAAUUGAACCAUAAUGGCAUAAGUCCUGUCCAUUCACUUUGCACAUAGUCAAUAGUAAAAACGAAUGUGGUGGUGUCCUGACACAAUGUAUGUUUAGGCAGUUAAUACUUGAGUGCCUUUACAUAUAUGGCAUGCCCCCCUCCUCCCCUUCCCACAUGUCAAUACAGUCCGAAAAUAAUCUCUGAAAGCACAGCUGAGCCCUGGCUUUCCUCCCCUGCUAUUGUCAUUGCUCGACCUCUCCGCGGUUUGUGUACUCUACACGUGUGGAGUCCAUAAAAGAAUGACGAGAUUUAGUUAUUCUGAGUAUCUAUCGCAAUUUCGUCAUGGUGGGAACCAGAGCUACCCGUCUUUAGGUAAAUUAUCCAGCGAUGGGAGGCGACGACCGCAGCACAUUACGUCAGCGUCAGCGGAAGAAAUAGAUGUCAUGGUGCUAGCCACCCAGAGAGGAGAUGCUCAAGCUGUGAAUGAGCUUUCAGUGGCUGCACCACUCAGACUGAUGAAAGAGAACAAAGACGGUUGGAUACCUUUGCAUGAGGCUGCAUACUAUGGACAAGCUGAAUGCAUAAAGGCACUGAUAAAAGCCCAACCAGGAUCUGUUGACAAGCGCACCCUCCAGGAACAGACUGCUCUGCUCCUGGCUGUUUCCGGUCAACAUCUGUCCUGUGUUCAGUGCCUUCUACAGGCAGGAGCAGACCCUGACAUUAGCAGCAAGAACAAAGAGACCCCCCUAUACAAAGCGUGUGAGCUGGAGAACGUGGACAUGGUAAAGCUCAUCCUGUCAUUUGGCGCCACUGUGAACCAGAGGUGUAACCGGGGCUGGACAGCCCUCCAUGAGGCCGUGUGCCGGGACAACAUAGAGAUCUGUGAGAUGCUGAUUGGAGGCGGAGCCGCCAUUAACCCUCCCAGUACCUGCAGCACCACACCACUCAUAGUAGCGGUCCAGCAGGGGUGUGUAGAGGCCCUGUGCUACCUUGUAAGGAAAGGUGCUGACGUCAACAUGCAGACGUGUGAUGGCACCACAGCCCUGUAUGAGGCCAGUAGAAAUGGCCACGGGGAGAUAGUGGAGCUGCUUCUCUCCUACAACUCUGACGCCAACAAACCCACCAAGACAGGACUCCUACCUCUACACAUUGCUGCCCAAUAUGGACACCACGAGAUAGUGUCCCUGCUGAUGCCAGUUACCAGUCGGGUAAGGGUUCGCCACAGCGGGAUCAGCCCCCUUCACCUAGCAGCGGAGCACAAUCAGGACAUAAUCACAGCCCUGCUGCUGAAGAUCGGGGCCGAUGUCAACGCCACGCUAUCCCACAAUCGCUCCAUGCAGUAUUCAGAUUACCGCUCCACUGCACUUUACUUUGCCGUUGCCAAUAGGAGCAUAAAGACUGCAGAAUUGUUACUGAAAGCUGGCGCCAACCCCAGCCUGGACCCAGUUAGUCCUCUCCUAGCAGCUGUAAGGCAGGGUUGUGCCAGAACGGUCUGCCUUCUGCUACAGCAUGGGGCGGAUGUUAACACCAGCAUCCCUGCCUGCCCAUCCACCUUACCUGGUGCUAUUGUUCUCUGUAUAAAUAACCUCCCUCUUCUCAAGUGCUUAUUGGACCAUGGCUGUGAUGCUCAGGCUUGCUUCAAAUGUGCUUAUAGCGUUGGCCCACACCCAGCCCAGGACAGCAGGGACCACUUUGACAUCAACACAUGCACCACUGACACCGCUCUUCUAACUUGCUUGGACCCAGCAGCCAGAGAAGUACAGUUUUGUGAGUUGAUCUCAUCACCCUCUGUGUGCCAAUGGGCCGGGCCCCUCGUAGACCUGCUGCUGGACUACACCAGUAAUGUUCAGCUCUGUGCCAGACUCGCAGAGCUCCUGGACGGCCUGCCGGAUUGGCCCAGCAUCAGGUCCAAGACAUUGUCACCUCGUCCACUGAUGCACCUGUGCAGACUGAGGAUUCGUGAGCAGGUGGGCGUGUCCAGACUCAGGUCACUGGAUGGGCUGCCACUCCCAGACAGACUGCUGCAGUACCUCAGCCAUCCACAGCUUUGAUAACUUCUGCCCUGACAGCAAAUAAGGUUCAUCCUUGGUCAUGUGUGUCAUGCCUUAUUUUGACUGUAUUUGUGGGGCAGUCACUGUUUGUUGAUAGGGAAAACUGGUGUUAUGAUGAGUGUGUGUUUUCACAUAUGUGAAUAAUGUCUGUGUGUUCUUUGCUCAUAAAGUGGAAGUGAGCUGCUGUCCUGUCAGAAAGGCUGACAAAUUAUUAUUUAGUAUAACACCACUGCAGUUGAUAAUGACCUUAAAAUGUGCAGUAAUCUGAGCUGUAAUAAAAGCAAAGGAAAAGCUUUUGAAA
Messenger RNA from Esox lucius (northern pike), 2561 nucleotides. It is a transcript of the gene asb2b, whose product is annotated as ankyrin repeat and SOCS box containing 2b. The record is from RefSeq and is a predicted model, not a curated record. The transcript is spliced from 8 exons. NCBI's taxonomy places the organism in Eukaryota, Metazoa, Chordata, Actinopteri, Esociformes, Esocidae. The coding region runs from base 509 to 2260 and encodes 583 amino acids. Gene Ontology annotation, molecular function: RNA binding; RNA nuclease activity; protein binding. Gene Ontology annotation, biological process: RNA processing; intracellular signal transduction.